Notechis scutatus (mainland tiger snake) is the source of this 2725-nucleotide messenger RNA. The record is from RefSeq and is a predicted model, not a curated record. Lineage: Eukaryota; Metazoa; Chordata; Lepidosauria; Squamata; Elapidae.
AUGACCUCCAAGGCCCCUUCCGACUCUUAUUAUUCUCUCUCGAUCCUGUCCUUAUUCUUGGACUAUCCCACCCUGCUGUGCCCCGAUGCCAAGACGGGUCAGGAAGCCGCAGCCUCCUUCCUCUCCCUCUUUGCCCAGCUCAGCCUCUCCCCCAAGCACGUCGGCCUCCGUCGCUCCCUGCUCUUCGCCGCAGAGACGGUGCUGGUGGCGACCGACAGCCUGGCCGAAGACUGCCCGACCUCACACGAACUGCUCUCCGUACUGCUCCACCUGGUGUCCGACCUGAACGACAGCCGCGGGGGAGUGGCCGAGCGGCCCAUCCGCGCCGCAGCGUGCGAGUGCCUUCGAGAGCUGGAGAGCUGCUACUCGGGGUUCCUGUUGCACCGGCUGGAAAUCCUGCGGUCUCUGCAACAGCAGGAGGUCUCGAGUGUCCACCAGGGGUACACCCUGCUGUACGGCGUGGCGCUGCGGAACGCCAUCUUCCUCCUGGCCCAGAAUGGGCAAGGUUGCCUGGGGGACCUUCUGGCAAGCAACGGAGAGCUGGUGUGGGAGGCUACAAAGGAAGUCGGCAAGCUCUCGCCGGCGGCCCUUGACCAGCUGGUCCUCUUGCCAUCCGCCGCGGACCUCAAGGAGCUAAAACUGGUGCUCUCAGCUCUUCUGGAGAGCAGCUAUCUCUUAACCUCCGCGGCCCAGAGCCACCUCCUGUGCCACCUGGCUCAGGCGGUGAGCGUCGUGCGCACCCAGUCGCCCGCCAUUUUCAAAGCCCAGCUGGCCCGUCUCUUCGGCACAGCCAGCGUGACUCUGGAGCAUGCCCUCCUGCAGCUGAAAUCGCUCUUCACCGAUAGUCUCUUCACCACCGAGGACGAGUCCUUCCUCCUGCGACACCUGGUGGGACUGGCGCAGCACCCGGCUCUCCCGGAUGCCGUGAAGCUUUUCCACUUGGAUUGUCUUUUGCACUUCCCCGAAAACCGGCCACUGGUUUCAGGAACCGACGAGCGGCUGCCGGUCCUGCUCACGCCGCGAGCUACCUCGGGCCUUUUCCCCGGGUUCUUCCAAGAUCAGGGGACCGUCCUGGCCCGGAUGAAUCUGCUGUGCCUCGUGUGCAUGGAAAAUGAGGGGCCCAGUGCCGAACGUGGAGCGGGCUACCUCCUGGAGCAUGUCCUGGCCCUUGGAGGCCUGGUGGCCCGAGACGGAGGAUUGGACGCCACGCGCCUUUUCUUCCAAGCAGCCUUCAUUUUUGCCCAAUAUUUCGGCUCGCAGGCCCAGCCCAUGGCGGAACUGACCCGGUGCCUGCUGGAUCUCUACCGUCACAACUGCACCUUAGCCCCGAACAUCAUCAAUCUGUUGGAUGAGGCGUGGAAGAGGCUGGAGGAGUCCAGUUGGGCCAGGACCCUCGCUCAGGCCCUGCAAGAAUUUGUCGUGAGCGUCCCCUUGCGAGAAGAUGACCUAAGUUGGCAUCUCAAGAUUUUAGCCCGGCUGGCGAAGGAGAAGGACGUUCCCCAAGCGAGCACCAUGCACUUCUUAGCGCGUCUGGUCGCCUCGGGGAAACUUGGGGAUUGGCGCUCUGGCCAGAUCCUUCUCAGCGUUUGCCGCAACCUAAUGGUGCUUCACCCAUCGCCUGCCCUGUCCCGGCUGGCGGCCCUCCUGCAUGCCAUCUCCCUGAGCCACACCGAUGUGGACGUCCAAGACCGGGCUGGCUUUUAUUACACGCUCCUCACCAACCUUUCGGCUGAAAAAUUAAGGUCCGUCCUGGUCCCUGAAGGUCCCAUCAAGACUCGGUCGCUCUCCUCGUCCAUCGUUGCCGACAGCGAGAGCUUCGUCGCUGCGUUGACUGUCCACCCGGUGGAUCUGGCCCCUUUGAAGCUACAGCGUGUCGAGAUUACAGAGGAUGCCCCGGCGGUUCCUCCCGCCGAGCAGGAGGUAGACGGGUACUGCCAGUGGUUGCUGGCGGACCGCUCUCCCUCGCGGCUCAGUUUGGCAUACCGGCUGGUCCCUGCGGGGCCUGGCACGCCUCCUUACGAACUCCUCCUCUGCAUGGUGCUUCGGUUCACCUGCGCCAGCCAGCAUUACGAGCCGGUGCCCGAACUCUGCAUCCCGUGCUUUUCCGCCCAUCGCCCGUCCCCGACAGUGAAACUGACGCUGCAGCCUCAUUGCCCGUACCCGACACGGCUGAACGUUUCCGCCCUUUAUACGACGCAAGACGGACUGACGCGUUGGAGCCAGCUUGAAAAUCUGGACGUGGCCUUCCCAGAUCUUUUCCUACCCCUGCCGGUCUCCUCCUGGUCCCCAGAGAAACGUCGCCAACUUUUCGAUGCGCUCUGGCGGCGCCUGCACCCCGACGCCAAAGAGGCGCACGCCGAGAGCCUCACGGUUUGGCCCCUGUCGCCCCGAUCCUUAGAAGGCUUAGUGCGCGACCCCUUUGGCAGGUAUAUCCUGUCUGAGGAAGGCGACGAGUAUAGGAUCGCCCUGACUUUACCUCCGCGGGAUCACAUCCUGCUCCAGGUGCGGAGUGUGGACGAUGCGGCCCGGGUGAGCAUCCGCACCGACAACUGGAAGCUCCUGCCCUGCCUUAACCACUAUUUGCAGAGUCUGGGGAAGGCCAGCUGACAGCGCAAGGCCUCCUGUGAGGGAAGGGAGGGCUGAUGGGAACAAGGUUAGUCGCUCUCACCUGCUUUUGGGUGGAAUUCGAAAAUUUCUCAGAAAGGUUCCCAAUAAAGAAAUGACC